This is a messenger RNA of Xiphophorus couchianus (Monterrey platyfish), 1009 nucleotides long. RefSeq names its product CD209 antigen-like protein E. The coding region runs from base 188 to 634 and encodes 148 amino acids. The record is from RefSeq and is a predicted model, not a curated record. NCBI's taxonomy places the organism in Eukaryota, Metazoa, Chordata, Actinopteri, Cyprinodontiformes, Poeciliidae. The transcript has 5 exons.
UAACAGCUCUAAGAAGUGGCUCAUUGUGGGUCUUAUCUCUUUGGGGAUCCUGAGUGUUGGCCUCCUUAUUGGACUCAUCAGACUUGGUUUUCACGCUCAUGCAUUAUCGAGCUUGGCAGCAGGUCUCUCUGAUACGAAAGACAAUCUGACUGAUCGUCUCCAGUCCAGCAAAGACCAGCUUUCUGCUAUGACUAAAGAAAGAGACCAACUGAAUGCAACACUCUUGCAACGGUCUAAUGAAGUGACCAGGCUUCAGAGUUUGUCAAAGAAAACCUGUCCUGACGGAUGGAGGAUGUUCAGCUUUUCUUGUUAUCUCCUCAUUACUGAAUCUGGUCCUUGGAAGAAAGCCAGAGAAGACUGCAGGAAGAGAGGAGGCUAUCUGGUGGUGAUAAACGACGAUGAUGAACAGAAAUUUGUUUUUGCCUUAUCUGACAAGUCACCAUGGAUUGGUUUGAAUGAGUUGGUUGAUGGCACUGCUCUGAGUUCUGAGCCUAAAAAGUUCUGGGGACAUGGCAAGCCUCAUAAUGCUCAUGGAGGUGAGGAUUGUGCACAGAUUGGGAGAAACCACAAGACAUGGAAUGAUAAUAAAUGUGAUGGUUCUUUCCCGUGGAUCUGUGAAAAAGCUCCAGUGUAAUGAUGGGUAUAUAUUAGCGGUUGCUUUCCAAUUGAGGCUAAAUUUAAGCUUUACGUUUUGUACUGCAGAUACCUGAAAAUGUUUUAACAUUACAUAUUAUAGAUACAGUGCAGUAGCACCAUUUCUAAAGUGCCAUUUUUAAAAAAACACAAAUUAUCCAUUUGCAGAUUAGAUUUAACUGUAAUUUCUUUCACAUAAAAGCUUCUUAAAUAUGGAUCUGCAGCCUAUUGUUGCUGCCAGUCUGCUGUCUGCUUCAUUGUUGAAAUUAAUCCUGUCAUCUGUGACAUCUAGCAGUUUGUGGACGUCCACAAAAAGGCCUGAUUUUUGUGACUGCAACAAAUGUUCACAUCAAUACUGAAAGUACAGCUACCAUUU